Bactrocera latifrons is the source of this 1636-nucleotide messenger RNA. RefSeq lists its product as uncharacterized. NCBI's taxonomy places the organism in Eukaryota, Metazoa, Arthropoda, Insecta, Diptera, Tephritidae. The record is from RefSeq and is a predicted model, not a curated record. The transcript has 4 exons. The coding region runs from base 659 to 1636 and encodes 325 amino acids.
AGGAGGAGGAGCUGGUAACAAAAUUUCUGUCAAAAGAUUGUUGUAAUAAUAAAUGUCAUACACUGAUACCACGGGAAAUGAUCGAGAGUACGCGGAACAAUUGUUUAGAGAUGUCGAAAAAUGAACUUGAUUUAGUGAUACUAAGUCACAUCGAAGCUGGAAUUAUAAGUAACGAAAAGCUAGAAAGUGUAUACGCAAAGCUUGCUGUGCGGAAGAAAUAUAGACUGAGACGGGACACAGAAGUUAUGAGGCAUAAAAUUACAUUUACCUUCUACAGAGUACCUGUUUGUCGUUCGUUUCUCCUUUUUGUACAUGCGUGUGGGAAGAAGCGUUACGAACACUUAGUACGUCAUUUUACCGCACAGGGUGUAACAGUGCACCAACACGGACUGUCAAAUAAACCGAGUACGCAUUCAAAGUCAUUUAAACCGGCUGACAUCGAAAAGCUGUUAAAUUCAUCGAGUCUAUAGCCGAUUUAAUGGCUCUUCCACUGCCCGGACGACUCCCAAAAUUUAAGGAUUUUCGGAUAAUGAAACUGCCAUCCAGCGAGACGAAGUCCUCAAUUUAACGAAAAUAUAUUUCUUCACUCAGUGAUGACGAAUUGAUGAUGAGAUAUGGUCCAAAGACAUACCCUACAUUACAGUUAUGAAACCAGCGGAUGAUCUCUGCGAUGUCUGCCGUGGAAACGCAAUAUCGAUUGCGCAAAGGUAUUACUGACAUUGAACGCGAACAGAAGCUUAAUCAAUUUCUUGAUCACCUCCACCGGAGCCGAAAUCAACGAGAAUAUUAUCAAAGUUGGUGCAGAAAUAUUGACCCUACAGCAGUCGAUCUGUCAUUUGGUUUUGCCCAAACCGUUCACUACCCGGUCAGUCCACAACAACCUGGUACAGCAUACUUCAAAGCAACCAAGAGGUGCGGAGUCUUCGGAAUUACACACGAAAAACAAAAAGUUCAGUACAAUUACAUGCCAGACGAAAAAUAUGACGUUGGUAAAGGACCGAACUGUGUUGUGAGCAUCCUGCAUUAUCACCUGGAAACCUACUAUAAAGACAUUGAAACACUUGUUCUUUUCUGUGACAAUUGUGUUGGGCAGAAUAAGAAUAACACUGUGCUAUCAUAUCUGCAAUGGCGUUUGGCUCGGGGUCUUAACAAAACUAUUUUAUUCAAUUUUCUACUUACAGGGCACACUAAGUUCGCGCCUGAUCGUUACUUCGGUAUUUUCAAAAGUAAGUAUGCUGUCAGUCGCAGUAUGCAGAUUUACUACAGUGUGUCGAGGCAUCAUCACCUGGGGGUUAUAAUAAAGAUGUAUCGCCUGAAAAAGUCGUCUGACAGUGAAGAAGUGCAGUCCUCUAAGCUUCUAUUAAAACCUAUCGAACCUGAAAUGCCGAAAGAUAUACAACCAGCCGGUUUAUCUUUGGAACGUCAGUGGUACAUCUAUCACAAUCUUCGCAGCUUAAUUUCGAAUAUAUGUAAAGUAGAUAUUGUGGCUCCAUUGCCGAAAGAUUUGCCAUCGAAGAAACGCAAGGCAAAAGCUAGUGAAGAUGUUCUCAAACCAGACGAGGAAGCAGGCCCAUCUUCCUCAGGAUCAACACGUAAAAAGAACUCAAGGAAAACGACAACAAAGAAAAAUACAUAA